AUUUUUAUAUUCAGAUGAAGUUCAGAUUGGUCCUGAAACUGUUAUGACCACUCUCUAUACAGCUAAGAAGUAUGCUGUCCCUGCUCUGGAAGCUCAUUGUGUAGAAUUUCUCACUAAGCACCUUCGGGCAGAUAAUGCUUUUAUGCUGCUUACUCAGGCUCGCUUAUUUGAUGAACCUCAACUGGCCAGUCUCUGCCUUGACACAAUAGACAAAAGUACCAUGGAUGCAAUAAGUGCAGAAGGCUUUACGGAUAUUGAUAUAGACACAUUGUGUGCUGUCCUGGAAAGAGAUACACUCAGCAUUCGAGAGAGCCGCCUCUUUGGAGCCGUGGUGCGUUGGGCCGAAGCGGAAUGUCAGAGGCAGCAGCUACCAGUCACCUCUGCAAAUAAGCAGAAAGUACUUGGCAAAGCUCUCUCUUUAAUCCGUUUCCCACUCAUGACAAUCGAAGAGUUUGCAGCAGGUCCUGCUCAGUCUGGAAUUUUGUCAGAUCGGGAAGUAGUCAAUCUUUUCCUACAUUUUACUGUCAACCCUAAACCUAGAGUUGAUUAUAUUGACCGACCCAGAUGCUGUCUUAGAGGGAAGGAGUGCAGCAUAAACAGAUUCCAACAAGUGGAAAGUCGCUGGGGUUACAGUGGAACAAGUGACCGGAUCAGGUUCACAGUUAAUAGAAGAAUUUCAAUUGUGGGAUUUGGAUUAUAUGGUUCUAUUCACGGUCCCACUGAUUAUCAAGUUAAUAUACAGAUAAUUGAAUAUGAGAAAAACCAGACUCUGGGACAAAACGACACUGGAUUUAGCUGCGACGGAACGGCCAGCACCUUUAGAGUAAUGUUCAAAGAACCAAUAGAGAUUUUGCCAACCGUGUGUUACACUGCUUGUGCAACCUUGAAAGGCCCUGAUUCUCACUACGGCACCAAGGGUUUGAAGAAAGUGAUCCAUGAAUCCCCAACUUCAAGCAAAACUUGCUUUUUCUUUUUUAGCUCACCGGGUAAUAACAACGGAACAUCAAUAGAAGACGGACAAAUACCGGAAAUUAUAUUUUAUACGUAACUUCAGAAAACGGAGAUGGCGCAAAACAGAAAUUGCUUUGAACACGAACAGAAGGGAAACAUGAAAUACUGUGAAUUUUUGUAAAUACAUAAUCUCAGAUGUGUUAUAAAACUGAAGUGUUGUACACGGAGGGUACCCAGCACUAGUAUUCUCUACGUACAAUGAUGAUACACAGCCAAGCUUUCUUGAACUAAAAUAUAUUUACCUGUACAUAAAUACUUAACAUGGUCAUUUAAAAUGUGCUAACCAUAAUCUGGAAGCCGGGAAAGAGCACUUUCUCCCCCUGAAAUACACUUGCGGCAGAUUGCAUAUCUGUGGAUAUUGUAAUUGUGCUCCUGUACAGUGCAAUACGUUAAACUGAAUUGUCAUUCUUAAAUACUAACCAUGAAUUAGAAUUAAGGACAAUUACAGAUUCAUCAGUUAUAGUACUCAAUACCUGUAUAUAAACUUAAAACUAGUUUUGUUGUGUAUUGGAAAAACCGUUAUCCAGAAGUCAGUUGUAUGAAGCUAUUCUUUAACUAUAAAGUGAAGUGUGGAUGAAAUGAAGUAUCUUUUUAAAUA
Thamnophis sirtalis is the source of this 1609-nucleotide messenger RNA. The record is from RefSeq and is a predicted model, not a curated record. Lineage: Eukaryota; Metazoa; Chordata; Lepidosauria; Squamata; Natricidae.